Nematolebias whitei (Rio pearlfish) is the source of this 1074-nucleotide messenger RNA. RefSeq names its product xeroderma pigmentosum, complementation group A (gene xpa). Gene Ontology annotation, biological process: nucleotide-excision repair involved in interstrand cross-link repair; UV-damage excision repair; base-excision repair. Gene Ontology annotation, molecular function: damaged DNA binding. The transcript is spliced from 5 exons. The record is from RefSeq and is a predicted model, not a curated record. NCBI's taxonomy places the organism in Eukaryota, Metazoa, Chordata, Actinopteri, Cyprinodontiformes, Rivulidae. Gene Ontology annotation, cellular component: nucleotide-excision repair factor 1 complex. The coding region runs from base 96 to 923 and encodes 275 amino acids.
GACAGUAAUAAUAGCAAUACAUGGCGGAACAGCCUAGACGUUCUGUACGGUUCAUCUGCCAUAAAUGAAUUCACAGUAAUAUUUGGCGGAGCAGCAUGGACUCGUCCGAAUCAUGCGGAACCGACGCUGCCGUUCCCGCGCCGGAACCGAGCCCGAAACCCGAGCUCUCUGCCGCGAUGCGGGCUAAAAUCGAGAGGAACCGUCAGCGGGCUCUGAUGCUCCGGCAGGCCCGACUAGCCAGCCGCCCUUUGUCCGCCUUGGAAGGCGCAACGUCGGCUACAGUUUCCAAGACUAUCGACUCCGGUGCGGGGUUCUUCAUCGAGGAGGAGGAGGACGGAGGGGAUGAGCAGAAAGCGAAGAAGGUGGUGCACCAGCCAGCCCCGGUGAUUGAAGCAGAGUACCUGGUGUGUGAAGACUGCCACAAACCCUUCAUGGACUCGUUCCUCAGCAACAGCUUUGCCGUGUCGGUGUGUGACAAAUGCAGAGACAUCGAGGAUAAGCACAAGCUGAUCUCCAAAACGGAGGCCAGGUGGCGCUACCUGCUGAAGAACUGCGACUUCGACAAGAGAGAUCCUCCUCUCACGUUCAUCCUGAGGAAAAACCCCCACAACACCCGCUGGGGCGACAUGAAGCUCUACCUCCAGAUGCAGGUAGUAGAAAGAAGUUUAGAGGUUUGGGGUUCAGAAGAGGCGCUGGAGGAGGCCAGAGAGAGGAGGGAAGGAAACAAAGAGGCACAGAAACAAAAGCGCUUCAACAAGAAGGUCAAAGAGUUGCGCAGGGCGGUGAGGAGCAGCGUGUGGACCAAAAACACCAGCGUUCACCAGCAUGAGUACGGACCAGAAGAGGUGGUGGACCCAGAGGAGGACCUUUAUAAGAAAAAGUGCACCACCUGUGGGCAUGAACUUACCUAUGAGAAGAUGUAACACACACAGUUGUAAACUCUGGUCAGGUGGAACAAAAUGUGUGGUGCUUCUCCUUGAGAGCAGAGGGAUUCAGACAAUGUGAUUUCAAACAUCUUUAGAAAAAAAAAAAAGCUUUUUUUAUAUCAAAAUAAUUUAAAAUGGAAAAGUUUUG